AAUAGUAAGGGAUAUCAAUAUUUUAAUUCUCGUUCAAGUAACUGAUUCAGAAUUCAUUCUGCUGAACGAAGAAUAUGGUAUAAGUUUGUAUUUAAAUUAAGGAUGGCUCACGCGGGUCAGAGUACCCGUAAAAUCAAGGAAUGCAAUGAAUUUCUCACUCAAUUCCAUGCGAUAUCCAGCAAGUUGAAAAAGCGUUUUUUGAAAAAGCCAAAUGUUAGUGAAGCAAGCGAGCAGUUCGGAGCUUUGGCAACUCAAUGUGAACAGAAAGAACUGUGGCAAUAUGCGGGGUUAUGUUGGCUAGCGGCAGCUCGUUGCCAAGGUACAUUGGGAAACGGUCCAUCGGAAAUAAACCUUCUAACAAAGGCAGGAAGACAAUUUCUCAUUUCUGAAAAGAAGAACUGCGACAUUGGGUGUCCGUCCAUGGGCCAGGAAGAUCUACAGGCAGCUGUAAGUUGCUUCGGUCAUGCAUUAGCUCGAAGCAGUGACCAGCCAGGAUUCAGUACGAUGUCAGCUGGAUUAGCAAUGGAGUUAGCUUUAGCUCUUGGCCCAACUUCUGCAGGAAUCCAGCAGUUGCGCACUGCUAUUUCAAUGCAGAAAACACCGCAGGCAAUUAACACACUUGCCUCUUAUUACAUUAAGCAAGGUGAUUAUGUAGGUGCUCUUCAAGUUCUAACAGAGUUCGUGGAUCUAAUUGAGGGAUGUAUCGGUCCAGGAACUAUUUCUCGUGGGAACUACAGUGUUAUUCUACACAGAUGUGAAAUCAGCAGAGUGCUUUUACUGCUUAUAUUACAACCAACACCACAGAGGUUGCCAUCGUCUGUUGAACAAGUCCUAGAAAAAUAUGCUUGGAUUGAAGAAGGAACGAACAGUGUGCCAGGAAUGUGCGAGGACGAACUGUUAUUAUUGCAAUCAUUGGUUUUGGCUUGUCAGUCACGAGACCAUCAAGCUCUACUUGAACUGGAAGGGGAAUUAUGGCCUUACUUGGAUGCGGAACAAAAAGAAUUACUGAGAAAAUUAGUGCAAACAUUAGGUUUUCAAUGAACUUGGUACAACAAAACAUUUUUUGUCUGCAUGUAUAGAUGCAGGAUGAGUUUAGUCAGAAUCAAAUAGGAAACAUAGUACAGAGAUAGUCUAUAGGCAAUGGAAACGACUUUUGAUGAGCUGAUUUUGUGAUAUUGAUCGAACGAUGUGAUUAUCAAAAACGAAGAAAGAAUUCAUUAAGGAAUAUUUUACAGAAAUUAAACGGAAAAGAAUCGCGUCUUGUCCAUUGAAACUGGAGAAUUUGUUCGAUUUUGUUAUCGUAGAUCUGAUUGACUAAGUAAAAGAAUUAUUAUUUUUAUAGUUAUUUACAAAUGUAUGAGUAUUUUAUUGUUAACGUGUUAUUUAGUUCUUAUAUAUCUUUCUCAUUGCCUAUUACACUUCUCACUAUAUUUCUCAUUAC
Orussus abietinus is the source of this 1441-nucleotide messenger RNA. Its product is annotated as factor VIII intron 22 protein. The transcript is spliced from 7 exons. The record is from RefSeq and is a predicted model, not a curated record. The coding region runs from base 103 to 1041 and encodes 312 amino acids. Gene Ontology annotation, cellular component: early endosome. Gene Ontology annotation, molecular function: protein binding. Gene Ontology annotation, biological process: vesicle cytoskeletal trafficking. Lineage: Eukaryota; Metazoa; Arthropoda; Insecta; Hymenoptera; Orussidae.